AUGGACUCGGUGCAACAGUCGUUCCGGAACCUCGGUCUCAGCUUUCGUGGAUCCGAGAGGCAGGCCCCUGGCCUGUUCAACAUGGCCCUACGGUUCUCAAAGGUUAUGGAAAGGGAGGCAACAGCAUCAAAAACGAUGGAGGUCAGAUUGAAGGAAGUGGUCGCUGCCUUCAAUUCUUCGGGUUCCGUUGCUCCGAAGCACCAAGUGAACAAGGAAGCAGAGAAAGUGAUCUUGAACAUCAUCGUUGGUACGACGGAGGAGACCAGAAAGGUUAUCAGCGAUCACCUGGCCCACUUCAAGUGGAAAGACUCCUGCUUCUCGAGCUCUCAGCUGCAGAGCACGCGAUGGCUCUUGGGCGCCACUGCUAAGAACAUGCCCGAGAACUACGGGCAGGCCUUGACCAUGACGCCAGAAGCGCAGAUGAUGUUGAUGCAGUUGCACGUGCACCUUUACAUGCAGGCGGUGAGGAAAUGCAAGGGAGCCACUGCACGGGCAAAGUGCCGGCUCGACAAGGAGAACUUCGAGAAGCUAUGCGACUUUGCAACCAUGUUUGCUUCGGUGCGUGCUGCUGCCAAGCUUGCCUCAUCGGACAAGACAAUCGACCAGCAGAUCAUGGACAGCUUCCUGGCGAAGGAUUACUAUCAGGAGAUCGAGGCCAGCAUCCAGUGCAAGAAUGUCAGUUUUCGAUUGCAAAACCUGUCACUUUGGCAAGACAUCGUGGACAAGGCCAACUCGGGUACCGAUGCCAUCUUGGCUGCGACGAAUUGCAGCGACGUCGUCGCGGCUGAGGAAGCCGCUGUUGCCAGCAAGUUUUCGGCUGUGAAAGCCCAAUUGGCCCAUGAUUGCCAAGCACUGGCCGAGUAUCAUGCCGCGAAGGGUAAGACCGAUGCCAGGAAACAUGUCAUCCAGGUAUUGCACACGAAGACACAAGAGGAGAAAGGCAUGCAGCAACUUUGCUGUCAUGGAAGGGAGGAGGUCAUGCUCUCCCGCUGCUACACGGCAUUGACUUCAGACCUGGGAUUUCCCAACCGGUUGGACGUCAUGAUGAGAGCCGUUGCUGCUAAGCACAAGGUGGAGGCUGCGAAGCUGAUUGGCAUCGUGGAUGCCACGAAGUUCGGGAUCAACACCCAGCCCGUUGUGAAUGCCAUCGGGAAGUGGGCAGAGAAGCUUUGUGCCAAAGACCCACAUUCCGCCGGUUGCAACCUGUUGGGAUUUAUCGCUUUGUUCACACUUGGAGGCUCCUGUGUGGUCAUCAUUCUUCCGUUGCUGGCUUCCGCCUCCAGCUCCGGAAGCUUGCGGGAGGAUCACAGAAAGCUGGAGGACAAGUUGAUCAAGCAUGGCUUGGAGCUGCGCCCCUUUACGCUGCUGCUGGACAACACGCAGCAGCAUGCAAAUCGGGACUUGCCGUCGGCAUACCCGGGAUUGCUGGCUGUGUCGGACAGUGCCCUCCCGUCCAAAGGCACAGGACACAGAAGCAACAAGACACUUGCCAUGCAAGCGGCAAACUCCAAGGCGGACAAGGCCUCCAUCAAUUGCUUCUGCUUUUCCAGGCUGUGGGCGCAGCAGAUAACAAAGCCAGCAGUUCCCAUUCAAGAGUCGAGCUUCGUGGUGCCUGGCGCCCUUCCUACGUUUGAGUCCAAGCGCAACAUGACGGACGCACAGGAGACGGCGCAGUGGCUUGGAGGAACGGAAGUGCCGCAGCAAAUCUUGGAAGCUCUCCUGGGGGAGAGAACCGAUGCUGUGAUUCUGCACGGCACAUUCUAUGAUGCCUGCGUUGAGAAGGCUUGUUUGGACAUGGGCCUGACGUCCGUGUCGCACACAGCGGACUCAAAGGUCUUCAAUGCUGGAAACAAGCUGAUCAAGCAGGAGCUGUUGGCUCAGUGGAAAGAGAACCGCGGUGCAAUGCAAGAUGUUCUCCCACGCUUCCAGGAGAAUCCUAACGCAGCUCAAAUCCCCCAACCUCCAGCUGUUCCCGUGUUCAAGUUGUGCGUGUACGCCGAUGGGGCCCUGGCACUGCCGCGGGAUGUGCGAGGCACAUACUUGUCCGACCCUGUCAGAGCUCCGGAAUGGCGGCAGCUACUGCAAGAGUUCGAUCGAAGCUAUGCCAACGGCACAAGCCCUCAGACGGGGCCAACCGAGACAGGUUCUGAGACGGUUGAUGCGGCUUUCGAUUGGUCAAAGGUAUUCCCAAACGAGACAGCCGACCCGCAGUCUUUGAAGGCGACAGACGGCGCCAUCACAUUCGCCAUGUCCUCGCAAGUCAACUUCAUCGUAGUUGAGCAAAAGCUCUAUUUGGAGGCGGUGGAAGACGCCACGCUGGACGCCAAAAGCCCGCUGUUGACCUAUGGUGCUGGCUCGUGGCUUACGGGCGAACGUGGGAAAAACCAAGUCAAGGAGUUUCCGGACAAGAGCUGCCGCUGCGAAUUUGGUGACGACACGGCGAAAGUGGUUCUGGAGGAGGAGUCCGGCGACAGCAAUGUCAUGACUUUGCGCCAGGCGUUGCAGCGGAUCGAAGCUGGCGGAAUGGUAUCCUAUACAUUGGGAGCUCACAGAGUGGAGCGGCCCCCAGAGGUCGUGCAGGGAAAUGCCAGCGACAGGCGAGGCUGA
Molecule: messenger RNA, 2607 nt
Organism: Symbiodinium sp. CCMP2456
Lineage: Eukaryota; Dinophyceae; Suessiales; Symbiodiniaceae
Source: the annotation of a GenBank genome assembly